Molecule: messenger RNA, 1485 nt
Organism: Colletotrichum graminicola M1.001
Lineage: Eukaryota; Fungi; Ascomycota; Sordariomycetes; Glomerellales; Glomerellaceae
Product: F-box domain-containing protein
Exons: 2
Coding region: 1-1485 (494 amino acids)
Cellular component (GO): nucleus
Molecular function (GO): protein binding; cis-regulatory region sequence-specific DNA binding
Source: RefSeq, a predicted model, not a curated record
AUGUCCAAUAGGAUAGCCAAUGCGCAAGCUGUCACCAACGGUCUCGACUAUGACUCAAAACCUGCUAAAAAUGCAGUCACGUUCCAUGAGUCAAUUCCUACCCAUCCUCUGGGCGUGAAACCGCUGGGCAACCAGUAUCUCUCGGAUCGUCCGAACGCUCGGAUGCACAUCGGAUAUUUCAAGACUAUGCCCGACGAGGCCUUGAUGAUGCUCUUGGACUAUCUCGAUCAGGAACUUCUGAGAAACCUGGGCUCAAGCUGCAAGUUUUUCUAUGCAUUCUGCCGGUCCGACGAUUUGUGGAAGUCGUUGUUUCUACAGUCCCACAGUUCAGGCAGGUUCAAUGGCACGUGGCAGGGAACAUGGAGGGCCACCCACCUCCGGCUGUCUCCUGAGCAGCAGUCAAAGAUCGACUGUAGCAACGUCUUCUCCGACGUCCUGCAUAGGCCAUUCGUCUGCAGCCAUGUUGACUUGAGGCAGUUUACCUCGAGAAUCUCGAAGAGCAACCUCAUCCAGCGCAUGGAAACUCUUACGUACGAUGAAUUCGCUGAGAAAUGGUCAGAGACGCCCUUCAUCUUGACCAACUAUAUCCAGACGUGGCCAGUCUGUCAUGAAUGGAACAUUGACGCCAUUUCAAAGCUCUAUGGCAACGUCGAGUUUCGUGCAGAGGCCGUGGACUGGCCCUUUUCAACCUAUCGCGACUACAUGGACAAUAACGAUGAUGAGAGUCCUCUGUAUCUUUUCGAUAAGAAGUUCGCGGAAAAGAUGGGGAUCAACGCCGGGCGCGAGGAAGGGGCGGCGUACUGGAAGCCAGAUUGCUUCGGACCCGACCUAUUCGAACUUCUGGGCAGAGAACGGCCAGCACAUCGUUGGCUCAUCGUUGGCCCAGAGAGGAGCGGAUCGACAUUCCACAAGGAUCCAAACGGCACGAGUGCAUGGAACGCCGUGAUUCAGGGUAAAAAGUACUGGAUCAUGUUCCCGCCUACGGCAUCGGUACCCGGAGUCUAUGUUUCUAAGGACAGUAGUGAGGUGACCAGUCCCCUAAGCAUCGCAGAGUGGCUUCUCGAGUUCCAUGCGGAAGCCCGUCAGUUGCCCGAGUGCAUCGAGGGCAUCUGUAACGAGGGGGAGAUUCUGCAUGUGCCCAGCGGAUGGUGGCAUCUGGUUGUCAACAUCGAGAGCGGUAUCGCUCUGACGCAGAACUUUGUCCCAAAGAACCAGCUCUCCGAGGUUCUGUCCUUCCUCAGAGACAAACCAGACCAGGUCACGGGUUUCAAGCAAGAGGUAAAGGAUCCAUACAGACUGUUCGUUGAGCGGCUGCGGCAGGAUCAGCCGGAUCUCCUGGAAGAAGCGCUUCAAACUAUAGAGAGAAAAAGCGCCCAAAAGAAGAGAAAGUGGGAGGAGGCAGUGGGUGGAGGUAGCAGCGAGGCCAACGGGGGAGGCUUCAGUUUUGGGUUUGAGGGUGAUCUAGAGGAUGACGAGGUACCCUAG